Cuscuta epithymum is the source of this 523-nucleotide messenger RNA. Lineage: Eukaryota; Viridiplantae; Streptophyta; Magnoliopsida; Solanales; Convolvulaceae. The record is from the annotation of a GenBank genome assembly.
CUGGAGAGCCACGACAGAAGCAGCAACUCUUAGAUAUGGCCGGCCGGUAGCUGUAUAGUGGACACGUUUCACAUAUACCUGACAAUUUGAAGUUAUUUAUGCUGUAUCAUGGCAAACAUAAGCAAAAGAGAAUUCGAUGUUCUUGAUCUGUCUGGACAAAAAUACCUGGAAUGGAAAGUUGAUGCUUUAGCACAUUUGAAGGCUAAUGGUCUUGAAGACACUAUUGAGGCAAAUAAGCCGAAAGCCGUCAUCUGCCCAAAACAAAGCUAAAGCUAUUAUUUUCCUCCGUCACCAUCUCCAUGAAAGUCUCAAAUCUGAAUAUCUUUUGGUUGAUGACCCAAAAGAAUUAUGGGACAAUCUACAUGAGAGGUAUGGCCACCAGCAAAAGGUCCUUUUGCCAAAAGCUCAGUAUGACUGGAUCAAUUUAAGAUUCCAGGAUUUUAAAUCUAUCAGUGACUAUAAUUCUGCUAUGUUCCAAAUAACAUCAAAAUUAAAGUUAUGUGGACAAAAAGUCACUGAUGCU